AUGAACCUGCUAACCCUCCUCCUAACCACUCUCACCCUCCUCCCCACACCCUCCUACACCCAAGAAUCAUCAUCCUCCUCCACCUCCUCCUUCACCGUAACCGCCUACCGCUCCAACUCCCCAAUCAACAACCUCGCCCUAACCAUCUUCUCUGGCCGCUUCUACCUCGGCGGCCGCACCUCCUCCUACUGUCCACCUGGCGUAGCCUCCGAAGGCGAAUGUCCCCCAGGAAACGAGACUAUAAUCGUCGGUGAUAACGGCCUGUCCGUCUCCGUCCCCGGUGGCCAACAAAUCUACAUCCUCUCAACCGGCGCCCUCUCCUUCACAGCCCCACACUCAGCCUACAUGCCCCCAGGUUCCUCAACCGGCCCAUUCAGCUACAUGCCCGGCACGCCCUACGGAAGCUGGAAUUACACGGGCUCUCCGGGUGGGUUCAUAGCUUGUCCUGUGAAAGGCGGAGCUGGAGGAAGUAGUAGUAGUAGUGUACCUGGUGGGUCGUCGAGUACGCCGAAGCCGAGUUCAACGCCUACGCCGAGCAAGCAUUCUGGGACGCCUUCUUCGUCGUAUGUGAGUCCGUCGGUGAGUCCGUCUGCGACUCCGGGGGCGGGUGGCGGUAGGUGGAUUGUGUAUGUCAAUUGGAAGAAUGCGACUGUGCCGGGGGGGAAUGUUAAUGAGUGUCUUGGGUUUGGGGCCAGGGCGUGGGGGAGGAAUGCGAGUGUGGGGGCUUGGGAGUAUAUUUGA
Messenger RNA from Aspergillus tubingensis, 741 nucleotides. Its product is annotated as putative IgE-binding protein. The record is from RefSeq and is a predicted model, not a curated record. The transcript has 2 exons. The coding region runs from base 1 to 741 and encodes 246 amino acids. Lineage: Eukaryota; Fungi; Ascomycota; Eurotiomycetes; Eurotiales; Aspergillaceae.